AUGGAUUUUUUUAACAAUACAAAUUUUUCAAUCGAUGGCAGCAAUUCAACAACAGCUGAAGAUGGUGCUCUUCACUGUGGUGCCAUCCUACCUGUCAUCUUUGGCAUUAUCUGCUUUCUGGGCAUCAUUGGGAACUGUAUUGUCAUGUACACCAUUAUGAAGAAGACCAAGUGUCGAGCCAAGCAAACAGUUCCAGACAUCUUUAUCUUAAAUCUGUCAAUUGUUGAUCUUCUGUUUCUCCUCGGGAUGCCAUUUCUCAUUCACCAGUUGCUGGGCAACGGUACCUGGCACUUUGGAGCCGCGAUGUGUACGGUCAUCACUGCGCUCGAUUCCAACAGCCAGAUUGUCAGUACUUAUAUCCUCACUGCAAUGACCUUUGACCGCUAUUUAGCUACUGUGCAUCCCAUUCGCUUCAACUAUGUCCGCACGCCUUGUGUGGCUGUGUUGGUCAUUGGGCUGGUGUGGGUUUUGUCCUUACUCACCAUUAUCCCUGUGUGGAUGUAUGCCGGCCUGAUGCCUCUCCCAGAUGGGCUAGUGGCCUGUGCUCUGCUUCUGCCUGAUCCAGUUACAGAUACAUACUGGUUUACACUUUACCAGUUUUUCUUGGCCUUUGCGAUACCCUUAGUCAUUAUCUGUCGGGUAUUCUUCAAGAUCCUCCAACACAUGUCCACAAGUGUGGCGCCUCUGCCUCCACGUAAUUUGAGAGUGCGCACCAGGAAGGUGACCCGGAUGGCAGUGGCCAUCUGCCUCGCUUUCUUUAUCUGCUGGGCUCCUUUCUAUAUCCUCCAACUGGUGCACCUGGGGGUGCAGAAGCCGAGCAUAGCGUUCUCCUAUGCCUAUAAUAUUGCAAUUAGCAUGGGCUAUGCUAACAGCUGCAUUAACCCAUUUCUCUAUAUCAUGCUAAGUGAGACCUUUAAGAGGCAGUUUCUUAGAGCUGUACGGCCAGCUCAUCGGAAGUUCCGCGUGGUGAACCCGAGCACCACAGAUGGUGGCAGUGUCAGUGUGAGGAUGGUACCUGAACAGGCUCAGCAGGAGCCAGCCUGCAGGGAGAUGAUACCAUCCAACGUGGCUCCAGAAUGACUCCAUGGAUAAAAAUAUCUGUUAUUUCAUUAUUUUGUAUCUAAGCAACUGGUCAUGGGGCAGCAGACGAAGAACAAAUUUUCAGAGCAUCUGUGAGGAGCAAUAUUUCAUAUC
Molecule: messenger RNA, 1194 nt
Organism: Maylandia zebra (zebra mbuna)
Lineage: Eukaryota; Metazoa; Chordata; Actinopteri; Cichliformes; Cichlidae
Gene: mchr1a
Product: melanin-concentrating hormone receptor 1a
Biological process (GO): neuropeptide signaling pathway
Cellular component (GO): neuron projection; plasma membrane
Molecular function (GO): melanin-concentrating hormone receptor activity; neuropeptide binding
Source: RefSeq, a predicted model, not a curated record